Oppiella nova is the source of this 1595-nucleotide messenger RNA. The record is from the annotation of a GenBank genome assembly. NCBI's taxonomy places the organism in Eukaryota, Metazoa, Arthropoda, Arachnida, Sarcoptiformes, Oppiidae.
AAGACAAUUGCGGCAACACUUCGGCCAAAACCGAAGGAAUACUUCCGCCCGAAAGGCCGACACUGAAGAGCGGCUGUCCGUCGGCGCGGUUGCGGUCGACGCAGCGUUGGAUCAGUUGCUGCAAAGUCUUCUUCGGCUCUUCGCUUCGAAUCACUUUUGUUGACAUUUUCUGCAUUUGUUUCCUCUUCGGUCCACAAAUAACGUCGACAAACAGCUGACGACUCAAAACAAUGUCUUCGCUGAAGACGCGAAUCGUUUCCGUUCUCCUCCUCUGUUGUCUUCUCUCCGCUCUUAUGGUCUUCUACUUUGUCCUCUUCUUCGACGACUUUCAGUCGGAGUCGAAGCCGUCGUCGAGUCUUAUAAUCGUUUCUUUCGCCGAAAUGCGACCGAAAAACGCCUCCAAAGACGACAUUUCGCUCCGAAUCGCCGCAAAAAUUGAGGCCAAACUCCCGCUCCCGGCGCUCAACACGUCCUCCGAAGCGCUCGCUCUUCUCCGCGCCCUCCAACUCGACCUCAACGCCGAACAGCCGCCGGUCGCCGACGUGUGGUCUUUGGCGCACUCGUGGGUCACCGCUCGACAGCUUUUGCCGCCGAAAGCGCCGCAAUUGUCGCUCGUUUUGCGGACACUGAAGACAUCACGUGUGCUUCGGGCAGACGUCUCGCGCACCGGAACUCAACUCAAGCUUCUUCUCGAACUCGAUGGCCAACAGCGGGCGCUCUUCAAACCGCAGCGAUACUCGAGACAACACGUGGUUUCGGGCGAUCCUUACGCCGGCGCAGAUCGACACAACGGCGAGAUCGUCGCCUUCCAUCUCAGCCGUCUGCUCGACCUCCGCGUCGUCCCGAUUGUGGUCUCGCGGCGUCUGCGUCUCUCCGAACUCAGGGCAGUGUCGAGCGCCGCCCUUUCGGCGACCUUCACAAACGACUCGUGUUUUUACGGCGAAUGCCAUUACUGUUCGUCUUUCGACUCCGUUUGCGGUGACCUCGAAGGCCGUCUCGAGGGAUCGCUUCAUCUCAUGCUUCCAACGAAAUACAAGCUGCAACGCGUUCGCAACCCCUGGCAGCGCACCUAUAGGCCUGGCGUUUUUGCCCCCUGGGAGCGCGAGAUGGACUUCUGUGCGGCAGUUGUUCAGCGCAUUCCUCUGCGGCCGCGACUCCUCGAUAUCGUAGAUCUGGCGGUCUUUGACUUUCUCAUCGCAAACGCCGACAGACAUCACUUCGAAGUGUUCAAAGACGUGCCGAACAGCGCCCUCCUAUUCAUCGACAACGGCAAGAGUUUCGGCGAUCCGCACUCUCACGAGCUGUCAAUUCUGGCGCCGCUCUCCCAGUGCUGCGUAAUUCGCAACUCGACGUAUAGACGCCUCCAAGUGUUGGCUUCGGCGCCGCUCUCGGCGGCCGUCGAAAGCCUUCUCGCGGCCGACGACUCGCCAGAGCCGCUGUUGACACGCAACCACUUGUCGGCACUCGAUGUGCGCCUGCGCUCUGUAUUAGUGAGUAAAGAGUAUUUGAUUCCCUUAUCUAAGAGUGAUUUCGCGGUUCAGGCGCUGAUCGGCGCGUGUUUGGAGGAGAAGGGAAAACAACACGUUUUGAAGUGA